Entelurus aequoreus (snake pipefish) is the source of this 1146-nucleotide messenger RNA. It is a transcript of the gene kgd4, whose product is annotated as alpha-ketoglutarate dehydrogenase subunit 4. The transcript is spliced from 4 exons. The coding region runs from base 421 to 753 and encodes 110 amino acids. The record is from RefSeq and is a predicted model, not a curated record. NCBI's taxonomy places the organism in Eukaryota, Metazoa, Chordata, Actinopteri, Syngnathiformes, Syngnathidae. Gene Ontology annotation, biological process: 2-oxoglutarate metabolic process.
CUAAAUCUCCUCUCGCUUGUCUUUCAGGAAGCACUUUUAUUCGUUGGGAACAUUUUCUUUUUUAAACUACAAGACACUUUAAUAUUUUUACUUGGCGCAUAAUUGAACGUAUACGUGGUUGGUUUCCUAGCGGAUUUAAGUCUUUAGUUGAGCUAUAACAAGCCGUCGAGCGUUUGACUCGACAAGGCUCUAUCAGGUAGCGUAAAAAGCUUAGGGUGGAAUUCUGUAAAUAUUCGCUCAUUUUAAACAGCACCUACUUUCUAUUCAAACGUGACGUGCCGUUUGUUGUACAUCCUGUCAUUCCCUGGCUAAUGUCAAUCAUCUUCUGUGGGAACGUCAACCUGACGUGUCCGCGGCGCCAUCUUGUGGCGUCUUUGUAGCUUGCGCUUUAAACCCGGAUGUGAAAGCACUGAGGUCAGCAUGGGAGGCAAAGUCAGCUCCAAAAUGGCAGCUCCCGCCGCCAGAGUUAUCCAGGCAGUGCGGCCUCACGCACCUAUGAUCAAGUUUCCUAAGAGACAAGGUGUUCCCAAACCAAACGAAGUAUUAAUAACACCCGCGGUCAACUUCCAACCACACAACACUCCCAGUUUGCCGCCAGGGCCGCCUCAAAUAACCAGAAGUCACGUACCUUUGACCCCCAUCCCUGGCACCCCUGACACCUUGGCCUCCAUACAACUAUUCCCUGCAAGAUACCGCCGUAGACCCGUGGCGGUAGAAGAGAUGGACUACAUUCAGCGUGGUGGACCAGAGUGAUGACACAUUUAAUUGACUGCAACCAAAGCACACAUUUAUGGAGAUUGUCAUCCUUCAAGAUGCACAAAGCAAAAUAACAUAUUACACAAAUCCUGAUAUAUAUAUAUAUAUAUAUAUAUAUAUGUUAAUUUUUCAGAUAUUGAUCUUCAAUGUUUUACAGGACAUUUCUAUUUAAUUCUGUGGAUGUUCUCAUAUAAAGUUGGCAUCUUGACAAGCUGUCUUGCCCAAACUCCUGCUUUAGCUUAUUUUCUGUUGCAAAAUUAGUCUUACCUGCAAUACUUACAAAACAUAAGCCUUUCUCCUAAUGUUGCCUGGGAUGUUGAACAUCCCUCAGCACUCAGUCAACACGUUUGUUCAAUGCUAGAUGCAAGUCGUCAUUAAAGCAAUAAACUC